Molecule: messenger RNA, 2813 nt
Organism: Liolophura sinensis
Lineage: Eukaryota; Metazoa; Mollusca; Polyplacophora; Chitonida; Chitonidae
Exons: 4
Coding region: 157-1410 (417 amino acids)
Source: RefSeq, a predicted model, not a curated record
UAAUUGUUGAGUUUUGGGUAGGGGUCGGGCGCUGUAUUUGCGGUCCAUUUUUAUCAUUUUAAUGUUUCUACGCUUGUCUCGGUUGACAGAGGCAAAUAACUUGCCGUUGUGCCAAACCAUCGCAGUCAAUCCAUUUAAGGCACUGUGAAAUAAAACAUGGGGUCUUUGGAGAGGGUUCAGUACAAGUUUGCCUCCAUCAUAGGAGAGCUCUGCAGUGAACCAAUAGUGCUGUCUCAGUUUGCCGUGUGGCUGGACCUUAAAUUGGCAGAGUACAAGGCCAAAGGCUCAAUUUCUUUAGACUGCUCGGGAGAGAAACCUGAACCUCCAUGGAUGAAAGGCGUGCUACCGUCUUCACCACCUUCUUCAUUGUUUGAACAUAAGAAUGCAGACGAGGAGCUGCAAACAGCCCGAAACCCAUUUUCAAAAUCACCUCAUUCAUCUUCCCUGACAUACUCAUCGUCAAGUAGAAUUGACCACUCAUCAGUUACCUCCCCUUCACAAACAUUCGGUUCAGAGGAACUUAGUCGAAGGCUGUCUGGCGACGAUAUAAUUUUAAUAAAAGAUGAGCCUUUAGAAAAAUCAGACGCUUACCCGACAAAUGUGUUUCCCAAUGAGAGUGGUUCCCUCGCCUCGGACAAUUCUAGUGACUCCAGAAAAAGACCUUCAGUCGGCAGUGCCUCUAACUACAGCCCGCACCAUCAACAAUUUUCCCCAAAAGUGCGGCGCUUGGCAAACACGUCAGUGAGUGGUAGCCCAUCAUCAGCGUCAAACCAGAGUAGUAUAGGUGGCAUUCAGCAGUCACCUGUGCACGAUCCCGUCCCCUCCACGUCCUCGGAUGACCCCUUGAUACUGCCCAGCCCACAACCAGACCCUGCCUCACAGAACAGCUGGCUAGGGCAGGUCACUGCAGAAAGAGAUACCCAGUCCUCAGGUCUCGUAGGUGGAAUCGAAUGCGUCAGACUGCAGCAUUCCACUUCGGAGGACAUACACCGUGGUCCAAGAAGAAGAAGCUCCAUUCAUGGAACGGAGACUUAUAGCCGGAGAUUUGACGUUUGUGGAAGACCCGAUUCCACGAACAGACACGUCAGAUUAGCCGUUGUGCAGUUCGAACACUGGCUUAAGGAAGGGAAGCACGGGGAUCGUAGGCACAUAGAGGAUAUUUCCCCGGAAACGCUUGACGGGUACCUUGCUGAGUACUUCAGCAUUGUACGCAAACAGUCCGGAGAAGAUUAUUCCGUCGCUUCUUUCAGCAGUCUUAGGUCUUGUAUAGAGAUUUACCUGAAGCAAGUGAAUUACCCGUGUUCAAUCACAGGAUCGAUUGAGUUUACCAAAAGCCAAAUGGCUUUUAAAAGUAGAAAAAUGUUGACUAUGCAAUAUACGACGAAUUCCGGGUCUUCCACUACUGGGUGAAGAAGGCAGGAUGAUAAGGGCCUUUCAGUGUUCACCUGAUAUGUAAAGUUACCUGUUGGUAGUAGGGUCUGGAGCUUUACAUCGGCCACCAAGUUUUUUUAAGAUGAUGUCGCCAUAGAGCUUAGCUGACAUAUUGGCUUGUGGUGUGUCAUAUAUUAAUGGAAAAUUACAGUACAUCACGGGAUUUUAAAAAUGAGUGGUUGAGGAUCGUUUUUGUAAGGCACAUUAAUAGGUUUUGACUGUGUUAAACACGACCGGUAACACCGUAGGGUCAGUUUUAGAACACCUCUUUGUAUUUUACUUAUUGCGUUGUUUGCAUUCUUUUGUUCACAUUUGAUUUUCUGGUAAACAAAGACACUAGAAGUUGUUUUAAGUUUCUUUCAUGUGUCUAUCGACUUUGCUGUCAUGCAUACAUUGCUUUAACAUAAGGACACAUUUGUACUUAAACUUCACAUAGUUUUACCUGUUUCGUGCGUAGUACAACUACCAAUAUUGUAUCACACACUGCGUUGAUGUCUUUGUGUUUAAGUUAUUCAUAACCAACCUACACUUAGAGUUUGUUGUAAAAUAUUUCAUCAAGGAAUUUCGUUAGUAUGCCAAAUAGAAUAGGUGAAUUAGAAAGUUGAAGAUGAAGUUAUGCGAUCUGGGAAGCCCUAUGUGAAGCAAAGCAACUAUUGCCGUGCAUCGAGGGACAGAGUUUAGUGAAGAACGCUGUUCGCCAAAAAUACUGAGAUGCUGAAGUUUCGAAAGUUUUGGUCAUUCCUAGAUGUAUGAUUGUUCUAACGUACGACGUCAUACUGUUUUGCAUUCCAAUCGAUUAUUCAAGUCCAUUAUACCUACAAGGCCAUUCUGAUAAUUUCAAAAAAAUCCCUUUCUGGUACUCUUCCACGUUUUUCAUGGUAUGUGACGCUGUCAGUGCUGGGCUUUCAUUUCGCUCCUGUUGGAAAUAGUUCCAUUAGCUUUCUUCACUUUCUGCAGAAAUAAUCACACCUGUUAUAUACCUGCAUACAUCAUGUGUGUACAGUUUACCCGCGUCUUUUUUCAUUAAUAAUGCAGUCAGACCUUAAAACAAUUUAGCUUGGCCGUAAGUCCCUUAUAGCUGUCCCAGCGUUUGUCAGUACCACAACAUUCAUAUGUUUCCAUUGUUUGUUCCGCAUGAUUGGGCUUCUCGUUGGAUUAAAGCAAGUUUUUCCUUAAGAAUACUUUCGUUAAACUCUAUUGUUGGGGCUGGGGAACUUCGAUAUACAUACGUGGUUUUAUAAAAUAAAAAGCAGUGAAGUUUCAGUACCUUAAGACAGAAUUUGUACCAUUCAUCGACUAUGGCACUGUCAUCGUUACUCUGUUUUUACCCUUAUUUGUAUUGGUAAUAAUGAAUGCACAAGUGCUCAGAUAAAUACAAGAGG